This is a messenger RNA of Mytilus californianus (California mussel), 3746 nucleotides long. RefSeq names its product NPC1-like intracellular cholesterol transporter 1. The transcript has 22 exons. The record is from RefSeq and is a predicted model, not a curated record. Lineage: Eukaryota; Metazoa; Mollusca; Bivalvia; Mytilida; Mytilidae. Gene Ontology annotation, cellular component: membrane. The coding region runs from base 133 to 3087 and encodes 984 amino acids.
AUUUCCAUAUUCACCGGUGCAUACAGUGACAUACAUGUAGAUCUCACAAGACGACAUGUAGACUUAAGUAUAAACAAAUGAAAUGUCAUCAGUAAUUCACGAUAUACAAAGUCCAGUUUCUGAACUGAGACAAUGGGACACACGGAAGAUGAAGAUGAAGAUAGUAAUCAUCUUACAAAAGUGUCAAUAAGAAAAAAGACGUGUUUAAAGUUUGUUAGUGAUGGGAUCAUUGGUGGUUUGGAAAAUGCAUUUUACAAACUGGGUAAAGCAGUAGCAACUUAUCCAAUCCUUACCAUUAUAAUAUGCAUUGUCAUAUGUGGCCUGUUUGGUAUAGGCAUGAAGGAUUUCAAUCAGACAACAGAGGAUGCAGAGCUCUGGGUACCAGCUACAUCAAGGAUACAGUCAGAGAGGAAAUGGGUGCUUGAUAAUUUCCCCCCAAUAACACGAUAUGCAUCAUUGAUAUUAGUGGAGAAUAAUGUGUUAUCGGAAAGAUCCUUUCAAGCUAUGUACGAUUUAUACCAGCAAGCCCUAAAUAUCGAGGUGAAUGGGAAGAAAUUUGAAGACAUGUGUUAUAGUGUUGCAGGUCACUGCUAUGUAAAUAACAUUUUAGAGAUUUGGUCAUACAACAAAACUGUGAUAAAUUCUUUGACCUUGGAGGAUAAGUACAAGGUCGUCAAUCAAAAUGUAACAUAUAGUCCUUUAUAUCAUAAGGAAACAGACAUAACUACACUGAUAGGUAAAAUACGUCGCCACAGAGGGGGUGCCAUCACUGGAGCAGAGAGUGCUGUAAUGUUAUUCCUGCUGCAAGAUAAUUUGGAAUGGAAGACAGAAGCAAUGGAAUGGGAAUCCAAGAUGAUUAAGAUUGCUAAUCAAGGUCAUGAACACAUCAGACAAAUUUAUAUCUAUACAACGAGAAGUUUUGAUGACGAAGGUUAUGGUGCUGUGAACAGUGAUACAAAGUUACUUUCUGCAGGGUUUUCAAUUGUAUUUAUUUAUGUAAUAUUGACUCUAGGGAGAUUUAAUCUUCUUGAACAAAAGUUGUACUUGUCUUUAGCUGGACUUUUAGUAGUUGGACUAUCCAUUAUGUUUGCAUAUGGACUUGCCAUGGCCUGUGGUGUAAUUUAUGGACCAGUUCAUGCUUUGAUGCCAUUUCUUUUGCUGGGCAUUGGUGUGGAUGAUAUGUUUGUUAUUGUGGAGGCCUGGAAAAACUUGACUCAUGUGGAACAAAAGCUUUCAUUGGUCCAAAGAAUGGCUUUGACUUUGAAACGAGCUGGUGUAUCUGUAACAGUGACAUCAGUAACAGAUAUUGUGGCAUUUGCUGUAGGAGCUUCUACAGUAAUACCAGGACUAAGUGGAUUUUGUAUCUAUGCAGCAUUAGGAAUCUUUGCCUUAUUUCUCUUGCAAUCAACAUUCUUUGUGGCAUGUUUGACAUUAGACCAAAUGAGAGUAGAAGCCAGAAGGAAUGCCAUUAUAUGCUGCUAUGUACAUAAAAAUUACGAGAUCAACGAAUGUAGUAAACGAGAUUAUGGUCAGCUGUUUUUCAAGCAUUAUUAUGGUCCAUUUUUGAUGAAAUUACCUGUUAAAAUUACUGUUAUGCUCAUCACAGCUUUAAUUGUUGGUGUUAACCUCUAUGGUUUUAUACAAUUACGACAAGAUUUUGAUUUGACAAUGUAUAUACCAUCUGAUUCCUAUGCACACAAAUAUGCCAAAGCUAAGGAAGCAUACUUUCCUUAUGCUGGCAUCGAUUCAGCUGUGUAUUGUCGUUGUAACAAUCCAAAAAACGGUUUUCUAGGUGAUUUAAGUUAUAAAAAGGAUGUGAAGUUAUUUGAAGAAAUGAUAAAGAAAGUAAAAAAUAGUACCUAUGUUCAAAAUGGUACAGUGGUCAACUGGUAUGAACCAUUCCACUACUGGCUUGUCACAACAAAUAAGGUGGACAUUAGAUACCUCAUAGGUGCAGAUGGAUAUCCAUAUUCUAACUAUGCAUUUGCUCAGCUGUUAUAUAAGUUUAUAACAGAGACAAGAAUUGGACAAGCUUUCAGUCCAUAUGUAAAGUUCACCAAUACAACUCCUCCUUUCUUACAGGGUACAUACAUUCCAUUUAGACACACUUAUCAGGGAGAUAGCAAGAAAGAAAUUAAAGCAAUGGAAAGUUUACGUGAUAUUACAGACCAGAUGGGGUUCUCCACAGGCAAAUGUUUUCCAUAUGCUGUUCAGUAUCUUACCUACGAAACAAAUAAGAUUCUUCAAGUGGAGUUAUACAGAAACUUAGCCUUGGCAGGUGUUUGUGUGUUUAUUGUAACAUUACUGUUAAUUGCCAACUUAUGGACAAGUUUGAUCGUGUUUACAUGUGUGAUAUUUACGUUGAUUGACGUUGCAGGAACAUUAUAUUUUUGGGAUGUGACUAUUGACACUGCCAGCAGUAUCUUGUUGACUCUUUCUGUGGGAUUGGCAGUGGACUAUUCAGCACACAUAGGACAUACAUAUAUGACAAUUAUUGGAGAAAAAAAUGAACGUCCAAUUAAAGCUUUAGCUGCCAUAGGACCAGCUGUAUUCAGUGGUGGAUUCAGUACAUUUUUAGCAUUUUUACUGCUAUCUAGGAGUAAUAGUUAUGGAUUUGCUUUAUUUUUUAGAGUAUUUUUUACUGUUGUUGUGUUUGGAUUAUUUCAUGGUUUAGCAUAUUUACCGGUGAUAUUAAGUUGGAUAGGACCAGAGCCCUAUCACAACGAAGAAGAUAAUCAGAAAUAUUUACAUAAUGGUCUUUCAAAUGGAAUUAAUGCUGAUGAAAAGGAAGAGUAUGAGAUGGAUGCUGAUUCUGGCUGUAUCAGACAGGAUACCAGUACAGAGAACAGUCCACUGAAGUCUUCACAAUCAGAAUCUGGUAACAGUUCAGAAGUUACAGAUGGUACAACAUGUGCAAUAGCUUCUAGUCCAAGAGUGAAAUCAAAAAGUACAAAUUGUGUGGAUAAAAAUGCAGAAUUUUUACCAGAAAAUGAAAGUUUAAUUGAGAGCAAUAAAGAUGAAAUGACUACAGACGCUGAUACUGAUACACAAGAUAAAUAUACUGUAAAUCAUGAAGAAGGAAGCUGAUACUCAGAGGGUUUUUUAUAUUUGAUGAACUUUAGUAAAACAAAGUGGUUAUUCUAUUCCACUUAUUUCAAUUGCAGUUAGGUAGAAUAUGAUGUAUGUGUAUUGUUACUGGUUUAUUUAUGUAUGUAGACACUUUGGUUUCAGUGGGAAAUCCUUUUUCUGACUGCCAUAAUAUUUAUUAAAACACAACAAGCAAAAAUAAAUAAUGGUUGUUGGUUGAUAAUGAAAAGUCUUACUCUGCAUUUACAAGGUACAAAUGGUUUGCACAUACUCUAAUGAAUGACACUUCAUUUGUGUUAAAUAAUGUUCUCUUGAAAAUAAAUCUUUUCUAAUAAAAAUGGAAACAGACCAGGAUUGACAUGUGAUUACAUUAAGACAAGCUUGAUAGUCUGGGUAAAUGACAGAAAAAAACACCUCUGAAAAAUAAAUAUUUGUUGUGAGUUUUUUCCAGUAUGUUAAAUAUACACAGAAUAUUUGUUGUACCAAAAGUAAGUGUGGCAUGACUGCUACUGCAUUGGAUUUGGUAUUUAUUUCAGGUUAGCUUUAUUGGACCCAGCACCCAAAAGGGUCAAGGGUCAAUAAAACUGACUGAAAAUAAAGUAACUCCAGAUACAUAAUUCACUUUUAUGAAGUAUUCCAAAUAAAUAAAAUAAAAAUUA